Hemiscyllium ocellatum (epaulette shark) is the source of this 4943-nucleotide messenger RNA. Its product is annotated as dyslexia-associated protein KIAA0319-like protein. The coding region runs from base 412 to 3780 and encodes 1122 amino acids. Lineage: Eukaryota; Metazoa; Chordata; Chondrichthyes; Orectolobiformes; Hemiscylliidae. Gene Ontology annotation, cellular component: cytoplasmic vesicle; plasma membrane. The record is from RefSeq and is a predicted model, not a curated record. The transcript is spliced from 21 exons.
CCUGCACGAACCGACUGCGGCGCUGGCGAUCCUGACUAUUCACGGCGUCUGCAACUGAAAUGUUGUCUCGUUACUCCUGGCGAUGCAGACUCUGAGCUAAAUGGUUCGUUUUGUGUCCGCUGUCAUCAUUCCUGAUAUCGUCUUGGUUCGGAACCAGAGUGCUCGGUGUUUGUUUCCGUGGGACGGCUUUCCCCGGACACCACCUGUUUAUGUGCAGACGCAUCUCGUCCCCUCACGGCGCCUCUGUCAGCGAUCCCACGUCUGCAAGUGUUUUCCUCGCUGGCCGCUAACUGCGGGAUUGCCAAUGUCGGCCUUUGAGGGGUGGAAAGGAUUUACUGAUUAAAAAUUGUGAUGGGGAGAGUCGAUCAUCGGAAGUGACGAAAGGCAGUUGUCUUCAAUAAUAUUGUAGCCAUGGAUAGGAGGUUGGAAAGUUUCCUUGUCCCUGUGACCUCUUCUGUAAAAAUUGGAAUUUUACUUCGUUGGACAUGUGUUUCGAAUCUUAAGUUCCUGUUGUAUGGCUGCUUUUGUCUGACCACAUUGAAUUCAUUUACUAGUGCAAGUACGGACAGCUGUAAGACAGUAGCAAGUCAUAGUGGGGUGUUUGUGGAAGUUGGACUGGAAAGCCCAUUUAUGGAACCAGUGGGGAAAACUGAUUCCAUUCACUCUUGUAGAGAUGCCUGCUGUCGGAAAUGCCACUGUAAUGCUGCAUGGCUGUUGGAGGGGAACUGCUAUCUUUUAGACUGCAGACCGCAAAGAAACUGUCAGCUAAACCGAACAGGCAGAUCUAACUCAAUUCUAAUGUUUAUUCAUAAACUUUCCCCUUGUGGUGAUAUGCACGGUCCUAUGCAAAGAAUUUUAAAAGAAGAUUUUCAUUAUAAAGUUGAGCCUAGGACUUCAGAUCUGACCACAAUUAACAGAACUUCAGGUAAAGGCACAUUGUCUGAAUAUUCAUUGGUAGCAAAGCAAAAUAAUAUAUUCUCCAGAAUAAGACGUGAGGCAUCCAUACCAUUUAAUAGUCCUGCAAAGUUGCUGCAAAGAAGUGGUGGUAGUCCCUCUGAUGGCAACAAGAAUUUAAAUCCGUCCGGGCACACAGAACAGAAGAGCAAGAAGCAUUUAAAACCACAACAGCAUUCAGGCAAAGAUCUGCGAACCUCUCAGAAAAGCCUUAAAGAAAAUGACACUGUGAAUGAUCAAUUUCCAAAACAUUCAGCACCCACUUCAAAUGGGAAAAACUUGAAGGAGAUACAGACUCUACCUCCUGAGGUCCCUGAAGGAACCUCUUUGCCAAACACUGCUUCUUUGGUUGUUCCUCCUAAUUCCAAUUUGUCAAGUCUAUCAGCCAAUCAGAAAUGGAUGCAAGUCAAUGCAACAAAUGACAGUAUGGUUGAGACACUGUUAGUUACCACCAUUCCAACUCCACUCCUGAACACGUUGUCAGCACAAGUGAAAACUACAGCGAUGGCACAAGAUGUAACUCCUCCUCCUCCUCCUCCUCCUACAUCCAACACUUCAAGUGUAACUAAUGUUUCAGAAAAACCAGUGAUGAAGGAAUUGGUUGUUUCUGCUGGAGACAGUGUGGAGAUCACUCUGCCAAAGAAUGAGGUUGAACUGAAUGCAUAUGUGUUACCAGAAACGUCUAAAGGAUCGAGCUAUAAAUAUGAUUGGCAACUAAGCACCCACCCACAGGACUAUAUGGGACAGAUGGAGGGCCAACACUCAAAGACUCUGAAACUUUCCAGUCUUUCAAUUGGUUUCUACAUGUUUAAAGUAAUUGUUCAAGGGGACAAUGCAUAUGGAGAAGGAUCAGUGAAUGUUACUGUCAAACCAGCACCUCGUGUCAACCAAUUUCCAGUUGCUAUUGUAUCUCCAAAAUUCCAAGAGAUCUCACUGCCUACAACAUCUACUUUUAUUGAUGGAAGCCAAAGUACUGAUGAUGAUAAAAUUGUAAGUUACCAAUGGGAGGAGGAGAAGGGUCCUUUGCGAGAAGAGAAAGUAUCUGCAAGCACACCGAUCCUGAAACUGAUUAACUUGGUGCCAGGCAAUUACACAUUCAGUCUGACAGUGGUGGAUUCUGAUGGUGCCAGUAACUCAACCACAGCAGUUGUCACUGUGCAUAAAGCAGUAGACUAUCCACCUGUAGCCAAUGCUGGUGCAAAUCAAGUCCUUACACUACCCAAGAACUCCAUCAUGCUGUAUGGCAACCAAAGCACAGAUGACCAUGGAAUCGUCAGCUAUGAAUGGUCCCUAAGCCCAAAGAGUAAAGGCAAAGUUGUUGAAAUGCAGGGUGUACGAACAUCAUCUCUCCAACUGUCAGCAAUGCAGGAAGGUGACUACAUCUUUCAACUUACAGUCACAGAUUCAGCAGGGCACCAGGCCACUGCUGAGGUGAUGGUCAUAGUGCAACCAGAAAAUAAUAAACCUCCGGUGGCUGAUUCUGGACCUGAUAAAGAGCUGACCCUUCCUGUGGACAGCACGAUAUUGGAUGGCAGCAAAAGCACAGAUGAUCAGAAAAUUACAUCUUACCUGUGGGAAAAAACAAGUGGCCCUGACGGUGUGAAAAUCGAGAAUGCAAACAGUGCCAUUGCCACAGUAACAGGUCUUCAGGUUGGGUCAUAUGAGAUUACACUGACGGUGAAGGAUGAACGAAACCUGGAAAGCCAUGAUUCUGUUAGAAUCAUUGUGAGAGAGGAAGUCAAUAAGGCUCCAGUUGCUAAGAUAGCAGGCAAUGUUGUGAUCACCCUCCCUAAUAACACAGCUAUGCUUGAUGGAUCAAAAUCAUCCGAUGAUAAGGGAAUUGUCAGCUACCUUUGGACAAGAGAUGAGAGCAGUCCAGCAGCUGGAGAUGUGCUAAAUAACUCUGAUCACCAGCCUGUGCUUUUCCUGUCCAAUUUGGUUGAAGGAUUAUAUACAUUUUGUCUCAAAGUAACUGAUGCAAAGGGAGAAAAUCAUAUCGACAGGGCAACAUUAGAAGUGAAAUCUGAUCCUCGAAAGAAUGAUCUAGUAGAAAUUAUCCUGGAUGUCAGUGUCAGUCGGUUAACCGAGAGACAAAAGGGCAUGUUACUUCGGCAAAUAGCUGUCCUGCUUGGAGUCCUUGAUUCGGACAUUACUGUGCAAAAAAUUCAACCUUACACUGAACAGAGUACACAGAUUAUCUUUUGCGUGAGGAAUACACAAGCACAUCAGAUACUGAAGGGACAGGAUGUUGCUCGGAUACUGAAGAAUAAAUUUCGGAAACAGAAAUCAGACUUCUUAGUUUUCCGGGCUCUCCAAGUUAAUACAGUCAUCUGUCAGUUGAGUUGUUCAGACCAUGGUCGGUGUGAUUCUUUCAAUAAACGUUGUCUCUGUGAUCCAUUCUGGAUGGAGAACUUCAUUCGAGUUCAAUUGGGAGAUGGAGAAAGCAACUGUGAGUGGAGCGUGCUCUACGUUGUCAUAGCUGCAUUUGUCAUAUUGGUUGCCAUUGGAAUUUUAGUUUGGAUGGUCCUGUGCUUCUGUAAAAGGCGUAAAGGAAAACCUAGAAGGAAGAGCAGAUAUAAAAUACUAGAUGCUACAGAUGAUCAUGAAAGUCUGGAAUUGAAGUCUAACUCCAAGCCAGUUGGCAGGCUGAAAGCUCCAGCACAGAACACCAGCCUAAUGGUUUCAGAAUCUGAACUUGACAGUGAUGAAGCGAUCUUCACCUGGCCAGACAGAGAGAAAGGGAAAUUACUGCGAAACCAGAAUGGAUCAAUCCAUAAUGGCCAAAUUGUUGAAAAAACUAAGAAACAAAGGGAAGAAAUCCUAUAAGUGAAAUCUAGCCACCAGACUUGUAGAAGCUAUAGAGCUAGGAUAGAAGCUGUCUCCCAGUAUUAUCUCUGCUCAGUAAAAUGAAGAUUGACCUGAAGCAAUAGUGACUACUAUGCUGCAUGCAGUGUGUCAACCAUACCUGCAAAAUGAGUCAGUUCAGCAUUUAAAUGCUUCAACUGCUCAUCUUGUUUGAGAUUAACAGAAUCUGAUUUCUCAAUUGAAGGUGAGAAAAAGACUUGGGAGAGAUAUAAAUUGGCCAGAAACUGUGGCUGCACUCGAUACUUCAGCAAUUAACAAUCUGCAGGUUUGUGGUUUUGAUGCUCUCUUUCCAGUGAGACAUCUACUGGAAAUCUAUUGCACUGCAGCUUAAAAUUUUAAAGCCAAAAAUGUGAUGUGGGAACACACUGGAUGUCUUGUGAACUUUAAUCAUUACCCAACGCUUGGAUAUGACCACUUCCUUCAGUUCAGCAAUUGGAUAAAUAUGCUGAAGUCCAUGGAAAACUGAAUACUGUGAUGCUAAGCAUUGUCCUGUGAUUCUGGAAAUUUUAGUAUGAACUUCUACCAUUCUCUUUUUAAAGACUUGUAAUGCAGGUGAAGACAAAGGGAUUUAUUGUCUUCACUUGUUUUAGUGAGUUGACUGCAAUGCAGAAGUGGCAAUGACCCUGGGUUGUUUUAGGUUUGUAAAAAUAAUUAUCACUACUGUAUUUUUCUGUUAAUAUUGGGAAUGUGUUGGUUUUAUUAGUGUGAAGUGUUGACAGGGUGUUCUUAAUUUAUUCUUAAAUGGGAAGGCACUAAUUUGCAAUGUUUAUUCCCUUCCAAUGAAUGUAGGUCUGUGUUUGCUGCUCACUUGUUUCUCCAUUUUCAAAAAAAAUUGUCUUCCUUUUAAAUACACUGGCACUUGGGCUUCACAUCUUGAUACCGGUGAACGAUCCAAUUGAUGGUCAUUUAAAAUGACAAAGGAAUAAUGUAAUGACCAAGGCAUGAGUAACAGUCCCCUAUUUAGUGCCUUCCAGGAAUAGAAAUAUUAUUUAACUGUCUUUUGAAAUAUAUCUGUUGUACACCAGCAAAACAAAUGCUGUGCUACUGAUAAUUAAAUAAAGAAAGGUUUUGAAGGAACUAUGUACCUUAAUUUAAAAAGGUAAAAAGUUGGAAACUUUAAUUAC